AUGAAUUCAUCAUCUUCUUCUUCUCCUCCUUUUGCUGCCCCCCUUCAAGAAAAGUAUGAUGUGUUUCUUAGUUUCAGAGGUGAAGACACACGCGAUACUUUUACCAGUCAUCUUCACGCGGCUUUACUUCGGAAGAAAAUUGACACCUACAUGGAUUGCAGACUGGAGAAAGGAGACGACAUUAAACCUGCCCUUCUGGAAGCAAUCAAGAAAUCAAAGAUUUCAGUAGUCAUUUUCUCAGAAAACUAUGCUUCUUCCACAUGGUGUUUGAAAGAACUUGAGCAUAUACUGGGAUGCAAGGAAAGAUAUGGACAAAUUGUUAUACCCAUUUUUUAUGGCAUAGAUCCAUCACAUGUACGAAAACAGCAGGGAACUUAUACACUUGAAGGUCUUCAACCUAAGAAACGUUUUAAGGGCAGUAGGGAUGAGGUGGUCAACUGGAGGGCUGCUCUGGAGAAAGCAGCCAAUAUGUCUGGGUGUCAUCAUUCAAGCAAAACAGGGACAGCAGCCGAUUUUGUAGAGAAAGUUGUCCAAGAUAUUUGA
Molecule: messenger RNA, 543 nt
Organism: Prunus armeniaca (apricot)
Lineage: Eukaryota; Viridiplantae; Streptophyta; Magnoliopsida; Rosales; Rosaceae
Source: the annotation of a GenBank genome assembly